Molecule: messenger RNA, 10472 nt
Organism: Porites evermanni
Lineage: Eukaryota; Metazoa; Cnidaria; Anthozoa; Scleractinia; Poritidae
Source: the annotation of a GenBank genome assembly
AUGACCGUAAGGGUUUACCUUUCUUUAUGUUAUAAGUAUAAUAUAACCUUUUCUUACAAUUACCCCCGACAUAAUACAGUACCUUAAAUUGUUAUUCUCAAGCCUCGUUCGUGCAGACGGACGUAAAAUUGUUGGCCAACAACUCCCAAGAUUGUUGGAUGUUACAUGUUGCGUCCGUUUGGACACCCUGUUGCAUGUUGUUGCGCAAAGUUUGAAACCGGUCAAUCUUGUGCAAACGGACGCAAUAACUCCCAAGAAAUGGUGCGUCCUUUUGCACGAGGCUUGAAGUUAAACCCUUGAAUCCAUUGUACAGGCACGGUAGAGUAUCAAUUAUAACAUAGCGCGCGUGUUCCCUAUAUAAGUCCUAUUUUGAGCCGCUAUGAACAAAAUCUUUAUUUACGCACCGUCAUCUUUAUUUACGCACGACGGUGCGUAAAUAAAGAUUUUUUUCAAGAUGACGUGUUCAGCUGUGUUUUUCGUCUCUUUAUUCUAAGUACCAAGUAACCAAAAAUCGACGGCAACUAUGAAAAACUUUCUAGGUUUUUUGAAACUGAGCUUCUGGCCACUCAAACCAACAGCAAAAGCGGUGAAGAUGUUUCGCAAAUAAUAGAGCCUGAAUCAUUGAAAAGUCUGCCGUAAAGAUUGACAUUCAGCUCGAAAAAGACCAAAAAUUGGUCAGUGUUGGGAAAUGUCCAAUUUGUCGCUAUAAACAAGUUUUCUGGAUUUCGCCGAGUAAAACAUAAACAUCUUUUUUUAGUCAGUGAAUCCAAACUAUUCCACGACUUCUUACGAACAAGUGAGUAUUUUAACUUUAGGUCAGGACUUUUAAGACUCUUUUACCUUUGCUUCUGCUUAGUUUCCAUUGAUCUUUAACGAAUAAAUAAGCAAAUUUUCUUUCUCAGUUUUACAGAAAGAAUUUCCUGUCAAAGUCGACGAUUGUGGCGUGUUUGUAACCAGCUAACAAAAGCGUUUGUUUUUCUGUGUUGCGCGCUACGAGAAUUUUGCAGUUAAUCAAAAAGCAAGCAAUUUUGGCAGCUAUGUUAUAAAUUUCUUUUAGCUGUGAGUAUAUCGAGUUAUGGAUGCACUUGAGAAGUUUGGAGAGCACUCAAGAAGCUAGAGUUGCUCUCGGCUGUGCCUCGAGCAACUCUUACGCAUCUUUCGUGCUCUCCAAACUUCCCGCGUGCAUCCAUAAUUCGAUACACGCACACUCAGCAUGAACAGAUUCUUAUAUAAUUUAUUUGAAUUUAUGGAUCUCGAUUAUAUUUCACUGCAGGUGAUUUCUUUUGUCGGCGCUGUUCUUUUAGUGGCAUGCACAGUAUCUAUUUCUUCAUUUGGCUCGGUAAAGGUAUGUGUAUUUUAUGAACUAAAGUAAUCAUGUUUUUUCCAGCAAAGACGAAACAACCUUUCAAAAGCCACAUUGUGUAGAGGACUUAAGUGAUUAGUGCCUUCCUGUUUUAAUAUAAGAAUUCCUUGUAUUAGAGACUUUAUUACAAUUGCCUUAUUUCAAACCGAUGGGGGCUGGGUAAGUGUCCGUACAUUAGAGGAUAAACAACAGGAGACCUACAAAAUCAAAAAGAGGAAACGGAGAUUUACACAAUCUUGUGCUAUUUCAGUCUUUGUUUUUACCACAUUUUGACGUCGUCUGUGAUCUAGUAUGAAGCUUUAGCAACGGCAACGGUGGCACGGCAACGAGAACGUCAAAACAGCUAGUAGUAGGUUUAUAUUAGUAGAACAACAACUUUGUUUUUACCACAUUUUGACGUCAUCUGCGAUCUGAUCUUUUUUGUGCAUUUCUUUGUCGUCACUACACGACUGCGAAGCGAAAAUGCCUUAUUGCACGUUUUAAAGGACGUAAACAAGCGACGACGAAUUUUUCUAAACUUGUAGUCCCCAUUAAAUCAACUCCUGGGAUAUUCCUUCAUUUGACAGUUUCAGCGAACUGGAAUAAGGCGGCAAAGGCGGAAAACACGCGAAUUCACUUUAAAAGUGACGUUUUCGCUGCCACCAAGUCGUCAAUACUAAUGCACCCUAUUUACUGAACAGACGCACGGCAACACGGAAUCUAUUUGCUAAAUAGACCUCCUACUGAUGUGUUCGGCAAUUCAUACCUCUCCUAGGACGUUUUCCCGUGGAGGGUCACAUUUGUCAGAACUGACCGGCCAGACCAUUCCCGUCUCAAUGAUAAUUUACCUUUUAAUCAAAACUCUCCAGCUAGAUCAGCCUAUUCCAUUUUCAAACUGACUGGUCGGGCAAUGGUGCGGCCGGCCAGUGUUGACAAAUGGACAGCGCCCUUAGUAAAUUUUCAAGUUUUUAAAUAGCUGUACCCUGUUCAAUAUUGGCUUGAUUAACACCAACCUGAGAAUUUUUCUAGCCUCAAAGUGCUGAAUAUGUGGGUCUCGUUGUUGUUUAACCCAUAAUACAUGCCAUUGAAUGCCCUCUGGGUACAGAAACAAAUAUGCCUAGGAGAAUGUAUUUAAUAAUACGUUAUCCUUAUUAUUCAUUCAAAAUAUUUCUCUGUUUCCGAUUGAUUCAAAUCGCUGGCUAAUUCUUCAUAUUUGCAAGCGUUGACAAAAUUUGGGAGAAAGACGUUUGUGAUAUUCGAUAAAAUGCCUCAGAAAAAAGUGCAGGUUAUCAUCAAAAAAGGCUCGAAAACCGAAAAGCCGUGGAGACGACGUUGUCAACCGACUGCCUCAAAGAUAGCAAAACCACAAAAUGUGACUAAACGGAUGAUCAACAACUGCUACUUGCACAAUAUCUGCUUGAAUAAACAUCCCUUUGUAACCUUAAUUUGUCGAAGAACAGGCAAAUGAAGAUUAAACUGUUCAUCGAUCGAGGUAAGCAUGUUUUAUUUUUAAGUAUCUGUUAUUUUAAAUAAAUAAAGAAACAAUUAUUGAAUUGGGCUUUUGUGCCGACGUAGACCCUCCACGAUCUGCGUAAUAUUCAGAUCACAUUCAGCCUCAUUCAAUAAUUGCUAAUUGUCAAAAUGAGUUUUUAUCCCUUCUCGUCUAGAAUUUAUUUUUUCGCACUGGAAUAGUUAGUGUAUGCUAAUUUUAUAUUGUAAGAAUUGUGAAGUACAAUAGAAGAAUAAAAUACACCAUGACUGAAGAACAAACAAACAGUGGCAAAGGCAGAAGGCAGGUAACUUGUCCUUUUUUUUUACAGGUGGAAAGGGUUUUAGAUGAUCACUCACUUAUCCCUAAAAGGGAAGGUAAAUGCAAGAAUGCUGCCUUUAGUCUUGCUUUGAAUUUUCUCUUUUCUCGUUAGAUCGUCACUAUCUUGGCAUUGUGAAUUCCACCAUCAUUAUCAUUAUCAAUAAUGCCAUGUCAGCAUUAUCAUCACCCUUGUUCGUUGUUGUCCUAACUCAUACUCGGCCUAAGUGAAAACGUUAUCUACAUGGUUCAAUGUAACCGUUGUAAUUUACAAUAUAUAGCUGAAACUAAGCGACGUCUCAAGGACAAAUUUAACGAACCCAGACGUGCAGUCGACAAAACUAACAUUAAAUCUAAACCCACUACUGUUUCUGAACACUUUCUCUCUCACUCUAACUAUUCUCAUAUUGACAUGCAGUUAAUCCCACUAGAGAAAAUUCAUUCUUCACGUGACUCAGUUCUUAAGGCCAGGGAGUCGCAUUUGAUAGAUAAGGCCUAAACCACCGUGACAAAUUAUUGUAAUCCAUAUCCUUAGUAUUUUUCCUCUCCAGUUUUUGUGUUGUACGUCAUUUCCGCCUCUCCCUUUUAAACAAUUUUUAUUGCGACAUUCUCCAUCUGUAUAAUAUUGUGAUUCCUACAUAAGUUCAGUAACAUCUGUAAACCUGAAGAAGGCUGGUAUGGCCAGCCGAAAUAUUGUUAUAAAAAACAAUACACGUUGUUAUGAAUCAGCUUUGCAGUAGUCUCUGGACUUAAUUCUCGUUUUUGAUAUUUUUUAUCCUAUGUAAUCACCAUUAUUACGGUCGUCAUCAUCAUCAUCAUCAUCAUCAUCAUCACAUUGUCGUCGUCCUCCAGCAUAGCACAGUGCUGGAAACAAUGAAAAAGAAAUUAUACCUAAUUCAUUUCCGGUUAUUGUCCUCUUCUCAAUUUUGUUAUUUUUUCCUCGCGGUUUCCCUCCUUGUUACGUCUCUAAUGCACUGUAUUUAUUCAUGAUAUUUCAGUGCCAGUGGGUUUCGUGGAAAUCGGCUGCUAUCGUUUAAAAACAAUAAAGAAUAGAGAAGGUUUGGGGACUUAUACAUCUAAAGAUAUAUCAAUAGUGAUGGAAAACUGCAAUAAAAAAGCUGAGCAGAAAGGACACCAUUUCUUUGGAAUAAAGCGAAAAAAAGGCAACAAUAAGUACAUGUGCGUAACAGGGGAGAUCAAGAACGCUAAAAGAGCGAAAAGAUGCAACAAAAAAAUUGGAGGAAUAUUUUCAGUCUUCAUGUAUUACAAUAAAAAAACAGGUUUGUAAAUAUUAAAUCCAAACGCUUUGUUUAUGUUGCCUCAUGUAAGGCAAUCCAAGACAGUCUCGGAUUCUGGAUCCAACGCCUUAUAUUCCGGAUUCCAGCCACUGGAUUGCGGAUUGUUUGUUUGUGAUUAUUGGAUUCCAGGUCCCAAUCAUUAGUGGGAUUCCGGAUUUCGUAAGCUGUAUUUCGGAUUUUAGUUCCCAAGAUUUCGGAUUCCUUAGAUAAAAUUCCAGGAUUUCGGAAGCCAGAGGCAAAAAUUUCCUGGAUUCAGAAAUUCGGAUUCUCUUUAAUUGGGCCAUUUAUGCAUUCUAGUGCUUUGUGGCAGGGAAGGGUACAUUUCUUCGUUUUUCAUAACACUAUAACGUUUCUUGCCGUCCGUUUAUGGAAUAAUAAAAGGAUAAAGAAAGUACUACCGUAAAAUAAAGACACCAAUAUAAGGCGAGGAAAUUAUCGGUCAUCCCGAUUGAAUAAUAAAAAUGCUUUCAGCUGUACGCACGGGCGUAUUGUGGGUAUAUGGAUGCUACGCUCCUGCCUUUAAAGUGCGGUGCAGACAACCAAAGGAACUUCUGCUUUCUUAUUUAACAGAUAUCCCGUCUCAACCGUGCAAGUUUGGAAACAAAUCAUACUCAGAAGGACAACACAUGGAUCGGUACCAGCCCACUGACAACAUUUGUGAAGCUUGCAAGUGUUCUCAAGGAAAGUUCGAUUGUAAAACGAAAUGGUACUGUGACACUGAUCUUAAGGCCUGCGAUGAAUAUCACUUUCCGGAUGGAAGUUGCUGUCCGGAAUGCAAACUUCCCUGUAAGGUUCAUAACUUCUUAAUAAACUAAACAGUAUAACGGAUCUCUUUUUUAAUUGAUAGACGAUAUAACGAACGGGCUUGCUCACCUGUUAUAGGGAAAGGUAUGAAGCAGGGCCCCAGUUGUUUAAAAGGUGCGAUUCCCUUUACUGGAUAGUAUAAUAUUCUGCUCUGGGUAUUAUAUUGUUAUUCAUGAAAUGCAAAUAAGGUAUGGAGAAUCGCUCUCCGAUCUGGCUGUUGGUACAAGCCAAAACCGAACGAAAAAGAUUGGUGUUUGCCCUCCAAAAACCGACUACCUCGACCGAGGGGAAGGUGGGUCGCUAGUCUUUACGACUGCAACGACAGCCUAGAGUAGAGUGCUAGGGGUGGACCCAAAGCAAUCCUUUUAUUGUCGUAAUUUACAUAUCCCCGGGGCAUUUUAUUCAUACAUGCAAAUGACUUUGCAUAGCGCAACUUUAACUCUUUUUAAUACUUAUCCAACGGAUAGUGACAUAUCUAGCGAAUAGCUUUAUCCACCAUGUAAAAAACUGGGCCAGAACUAAGACUGAGUUACAGCAGCCAACACUUUAUCCAAGUCUUUUGGGACGCUAUUUAGGGCUUUUUCCGUAGCAACAAAUAUUAGUACUUUCCAGUACUUACCUGUAAAGAGAAAGAAGGGUGUCCGCUUUUUAGCCGGCUUCAGUAACUGUUUUAUCGUCGGAAACUAUAGCUGUUGGCCUCACAUUAGGGUUAACAGUAAUAUGAAAAUCAUGAUAGGUGGGAGCUAUAGGCCGCCUGACUGGAAAUGCAGCCAACCAACACAGACACCAUAUGUAUCCUUUUAAUAGAUUUAUUUGCCCAUUUUAUAGCAUACCAGAAGAGCAUAAUGUCCAUGAUGAAUAUACAAUUUUAGCCCCAUUUCAAAGGAAAUUCAAGGCAGUCUCGGAUUCUGGAUUCCAAGCAGUGGAUUCCGGAUUCCAGGUAGUUGAUUUCUUGUCAGUGGACUUGGAUUCCGAAUUCCGAAGCUUUGGAUUCCAGAUUCCAAAAGCAAAAUUUCCCGGAUUCUGCCCGGGUUAACCUUGAAAAGUAUAUCAACAUUUAAAAAAGGGAUAAGAAUUAUUACCCUUAUCAGUGGUAUUGGUCUUCUUUGCGGUUUAUAACUUGCCGAAAUAUUAACCGGUCUUUCCUUUUUUCUUCUGCCUCUAAUAAUGCGGGGUUAAAAAUAAGCAACUGAAAAGCAAAGACUGAGCUAUGAAAAUGUUUGUUAUUUUGGGUUGUGAUUUACAACCUGGAAAGCCAUUGUGACGUGAUUUUGUGUUGUUCCAGUGAAAACUAUCACUGACUCCUAGGCCGUUAAUUUGCAGCAUGUGGAGAGAGAAAACCUGGUGAAAGUUGGUACAUACCAGGCGAAACAUGGCCGACAAACCUCGAGGACUGCGAGUAUUGCCAGUGUAAACCUGGAGACAUAAGGGACUGCGAGAAGAUAUUAAUGUGUUUGAGACCAAAGUGCCAGAAUCCUGUUAUCCCAGAAGGAGAAUGUUGCCCAGCAUGCCAGGGUAGGUGUUAGAUAUUUCAGGGAGCAAGAAUCGAUGGGAGACUGCGCCUUUCAAACCCGUAUAAGAUGCAGAGGUUUCUAAAUCUACGGUAAAACGGGCAACAAAUAUGUGCCAAUUGCUGCAGAACGUGUUGAAAAGCACCACCCAAGUUCAGACUUGUCUUGCAGCAACCAAAGCUUGCUGCAAUUUGCGUUAAUACUGACUUCUGAUUGGAUAAAAUUACGCGGGAGUCACGCCAUAUACAGGAGUUGCGUCACUUGCUGCAAAAUAAGUUUGCCUUGGGCAGGUAAAACGCGCAACAUGCUCAGAUUUUGUUCCAAAAUGUAGAACUACUCUCUACUUUCUGCAACAAAUUUUUUGCAGCCUGAAACAACCUGAUUUGUUGCAAGACAGGUUUGAACGUGGCUAAAACGCGCAACAUUGCUUUUUACCUCGUUUUGCAGCAAUGCCUGCAAAAUAAGUUGGUAACAGAGAGAAUGACUCCCGUUAUUAUACAUUAAUGUUUUCAGAAAAGUAAGACUGUAUAAAGCUUGAUCUAGAUUUAGUUUCAGUCUGUUUAUUAUUAAGAAGAAUUUAUAUUACAGAGGUGUGUAUAGAUGUGAGGAUCGACUGAGUUACUAACUUACCUGGAUUUAUGAAAACCGGGUUUUCUUUUCUUAUUUUCAAAAGUGGGUCGCUAAGCUUUGGGGUCUGUUUUCAUGGUUUCUUCCAAACUAGUGUUGGAUCUGCUCUAGUCUUAGCUUUACACCUGUUGCUUGCAGGAUAUUGAAGCUCCCUGAUUAAAGCUAACCUACUCCUGUGGUUAACUUUGUUUUGUUUUUUUGUGGCGAGAAAAGUACAGCCGUUCUGACUGGCUCAAUGUUGACCUUACGCAAUAUUAGGCCGUAUCAAGGAACGGAAGUUCUAGAUUUCCAAUUGGCUGCUUUACAGCCGAUCACAAGGGAUGGAUCACAGAUCCUCUUGUGCUUGAACGACAUGAAGCUACACAUUGUUCCAUUUUUGUGUAGCCCUUUGUCUUGGAGUAUAAUUUAAAAUGUAUACUGUUUUCUGUGGCCAAGAAGCAAAAAAAAAACGUUUGGCCGUAUUAACGGGUGACCGUAUUAAUGAGGUAUUUUUAGAAGAAAAGUUUAGCCGUUUUGCCAGGCGGCCAAUAGAAAGUGGCUGUGAGGUGACCGUAUUUGCAACGAGGUGGCCGGAAGGCGGGGCUUCACCGGUACAGUAGUCUUUUUGAAAAAAAGAAAUCACUUUAAUUUGAAGUUUAAAAGUUUGAAAAAAACCCGUGUUUUUCAAAACGUUCGAAUGGAUCGAAACGCAGUCUCCGACGCCCUAGUCCCACCACCCCACCCCCCUUUGAGAGUUAAGCCUCCGGCUUGGUUUAGUCCGUCUCCUCGUUGGAUGGCAUCCCCCCGUAAAAUAUCCCGACUACUGUCCUGAAAUGUUCUAAAAUUUUCGUCAUUUUUCAAAAUUUGACUUGCUGAAAUGCUUCUAGAGAUCACUAAGUUACUACCCGGCGUCAAAUGAAGGCUUUUAAUUGGCCUUUGAAUGAUCUUUCAUUGUUUUAAAUUACCAAGUAGUAGAAUGAGUUGAUUUUUUUUGCUAACCCGGUUUUCAAAAAUCCAGGUAUAAUUAUUGCGCAUAAAUCACAAAGGAACAACUCUAAAUUCGUUAAAGAUCUUUGAAAUGACUCUCAUAAUGAAUAAUAAUAAUAAUAAUAAUCAUAAUAAUAAUCAUAAUAAUAAUAAUGAUAAUGGUUUAUUUAACAGUUCCACGGGGUGGCUCUUGCCUGUUAAAUUACAUUAAAAAUAGAUUAAAUUACCUUAUUUACAAUUAAAAAAAGAUUGAUGGCGUAGAAAAGUGCGUAGAAGUAGGACUAACAGAUUUGAAGUUAGUGACAGUAAAAUUAAGUAAUCACUCUGCCAGAAAAACUUUCUUGAAAGUUACUCUUAAGAGGGUUCUGUAAUCUUCACAGUUUCUAAUAAAUUCUGGUACUUAUUGUUAAAAAGCAUCGACACAUUAUAAUCUUGGAAAGUGCCGUUUUCGGUCGGGACCGCUAAUCUAAGUCAUCUAAUGGAAUUGCUUGAGCUCAGCUCCCUGCGACAUUCCUGGCCUUUUUUAUUAUUUUUAGAUAAUCUGGCCAAGUGUCAAUGUUAUUCAAAGCUUUAAAGCAUGAUUUCAGGAGGUUGAAAUCCCUUCUCUCAUUAACUGGAAGCCAUCCGAUUUUAAGUACAUCCCAACGGUUCUUAACAUACAUGUGGUGACCGAGAAAACAAACUUUCGUACGUAUUCAGAAUUUUGGUGGAGGAUAACAAACCAGAUCAACAUAAUCUAGUUUCGACAAAAUCAAUGUUUCUGCUAGUUGCUCUCUACGCUCAAAUUUGGCAAGAUAUUUCAGCUGUCGUAGUACUGAUAGAGUGGUCUGAUAGAUAGCAUCCGGAUACGAUGCGAUCGAUCGAUCGAUAUUGAUGCGAUCGUCCCACUUAAGAUAUUAAUUGAUGUGAACUCCAAGCAGUUUGCAAGAUUUAAAAAGUUCCGAGUUUAUAACCACUGACUGAGAUGUUAGGACCAUACUCGACAAGGUGAUGUUCUCUGGACAUUUGCGGAGUGGAUAGGAUCAAAACUUUGGAUUUGUCGUAACUGUCAGAUCGGAGCAGAUUUGUCGCGGUAUUCUCCUUAGACCAGACACUUAGUUUAUUAAUUGAUUUGGUGAUAGUGUUUCUGCAGUUACUUCAGGUCAGAUACUUUAGCACAUUCGUAGAUUGUUGUGUUGGCUACAAGAAGCAUUUGACAUCUAAGCUAUCCCGAAGGCAAAGAUCAGUAACAUAAAUAUUGAAUAACACUGGACCCAAAAUGAACCCUUGCAGAACCCCAAAAUGCACGUUUUUAUCGUCUGAAUACUUGGCAUCGAUCUUCUUUAUGAUGCGUUACAUAAUUGAGUUUCUCUCAUGAUUGCAUGUUCUUUGUCGGCAAGCUAUUUUGGCAAAAAAGAAGCACUUUUCUAGGUAUAACCAUGCUCAUUUUCUUUGCAUGUGCUCGAAGUCAUUAUAUAUAGACAGAAGACAGCUCUCCUAACAGAAAGAUGUGUAUACUGUCUUAUACAUAGGUGUCCGUAACGCUUACUUGGUAAAUCCAUUGAUAUUAACUGUCCCGAGCAACCCUAGUGUACCCGGAAUGUUGGUAUUAUUUUUCUGAUCGAAUUUCCUCUUACUUUUUUUCAAAUUUAGCAGAGGAAACUACAACUCCAACUGCUAUUAUUAUAGGACCUGAUUUUCCAACUACAAGUUUUAAAUUUCCUUGGGAACACUAACAAGAUUUGAAGAGGUAAAGAUUAGAAAACUGCCAUCCCCAGGAAUAAUAAAUAAGGGGCUCCGUUUUUUAAACACAAGUCAAAGUAACGUAGAAAAUGCCUUCCAUACCCCUAGGUCACCUCCGCAAAUCCAACGAAUUGACCUUAAAAGUAGCCUGCAAAAACAUCUGUUUCUCCUCGCUCUUCGCCGCUGGGGACGUUUCGCGCAGAUACUGUGUUGUGUCACGAUAACAUUGUGUUGUGUUUCGAUAAACCUUUGUCGUGUUUAGAUAAUAGCGUGUUGUGUUUGGAAAAGUGUUUGUUGUGUUCAAGGAAUAUUUUGUUGUGUUUCAAGAACUGUUUGUUGUGUUUGCAGAUAUGGGCCACCGUAUUAACGCGAUACGUUAUAUUACUUAUUUGUAG